AUGUUUCAAAAAAUAAUGUUGGGGCUCCUUAACACCCUUUAUCAUUCCUGCUGGAACAAAGGGCCAAAAAUUGACAUUGUUAUUAUCCUAGGAGGGUGCGAGACUAAAUUUGGAAGCAAGCUAAUAUGGUCAUUCCUCUCCUUAGGACUACCAGUUAUCCAUAUAGAUUUAUUCAGGAACGAAAAUUUUGAUUUGCUACCAGAGUACCAAUUUUAUCCCUUAUGCUCGUUUGAAAAUGCGAGGCAGGAAGCUUUUAUCUUUCAAAAGUUAUAUACAAUAAGAGGAAAAUCUGUCACUUUAAUAAAUAAUUUCCAAUAUGGUAUUAGUCAGUUGUUUUGUUCAAAGACUAAUCAAAAGUUGAUAACUUUGCAACAAUGUACCCUAGUGAAUCUAAUUCUGGUGAUGAAAAUAACAAAAUUUUUCCUCAAGAAAAUUGUUUCAGUCAAGAAUAACUUUUCCAUCGUAAAUAUUUCUCACCAAUUAACAUUAGAGCUUCCUUCUUUGGCAAACAAUUAUAUGUUCAGCAAGGCAGCGUUAAAUCAGUAUGUAGAUAGUCUAUUUUCCGAGUUACAUUCUCUCAAAAGAGGAGACAUGGACGUCAAAUGUUCCAUUCUGUAUCUCCCAAUAAUUCUCGACUUUCAACUCUGGGAAGAGUGGUCGGACCAUAUCAAUGAUGAAAUAAUAAAAUAUGUUAUUCAAGGCAGAACAGGUGUUAUAAAGUUGGAACCUAUAAAAUACGAUUACUGGAAACUCAGAAAUAUACAGAAUAUAAUGCAUCAAAAUAUAUAG
Messenger RNA from Naumovozyma dairenensis CBS 421, 789 nucleotides. RefSeq lists its product as uncharacterized. Bases 1 to 789 code for a protein of 262 amino acids. The record is from RefSeq and is a predicted model, not a curated record. Lineage: Eukaryota; Fungi; Ascomycota; Saccharomycetes; Saccharomycetales; Saccharomycetaceae. The transcript has a single exon.